CGCAUUACGCAAGAGCCGUCAAGAUCAAGACGGUCGACGGCGUAUGUUUAUUACGGUGAAUAUUACGGUCCAGGCGCAUUGCCAGCAAAACCGUCACGAUAUGUGUACAAGUUAUCACGAUAAUUCUCUUAUCAACAAAACGACACACGAAAAAGAAACAGUCGCUAUCAUCUAGUGUAACACUCAUGGUUUAUAUAAAUGACCGACUAACAUUUAUUUUAAUAACCAUUUAAUCUUUGCAGUGUUGACAAUGUUUUACUUAGUGUUAUUUAUUAGCGUAAUCACGUUCUUUGCGGUUGUUGUGAAGAUAUAUCAAAAGUUGACAUGUGGAAUAUGUUAUUCAAGUGCCCACAUGGUGGGGAAAGUUGUAAUAAUCACAGGUGGAAAUUGUGGCAUUGGCCUUGAGACCGCCAAGAAUCUGGCGGAGCGUGGGGCUAGAGUGAUAAUCGCGUGCCGGAGUAUCAAACGCGCGACAGAAGCCAAGGAUGAAAUAAUUAAGGCCACCGGUAAUACUGAAGUUGUUUAUAGGCAUUUGGAUCUAGCUUCAUUACGCUCUGUGCGUGAAUUCUGUGAAAAAAUAUACAAAACGGAAAGUCGUCUGGAUGUGCUCAUAAAUAAUGCAGGUGCGGGUGGGCUCGGAAAUUACAAAACAGAAGAUGGGAAUCACGUUGGAAUGCAAGUGAAUUAUUUCGGGCCUUUCUUGUUGACGUGCCUAUUAUUGCCUUUAUUGAAGUCAUCAGCGCCUAGUCGAAUAGUUAACGUUUCGUCAGUCAUGCACAAGUAUGCCGAUGCGGAAGUGAACUUUGAAAAUUUAAACAUGGAAAAAUAUUGGAGUGAUUAUUUAGUGUAUGCUAAUAGUAAGUUAUACCUGAAUUUGAUGACAUUAGAAUUAUCUCAGAGACUUGAGGGAACUGGAGUGACUGUGAAUGCGUUGCAUCCGGGCGUAUGUGCAACAAAUUUAUUUAGGAAUAUAAAAUCUAGACUUAUACGUAGACUAGUAAAUUUAAGUGUAGGAUUUUUAUACCAAAGCCCGUGGGAAGCAGCUCAGACUUCCAUAUAUUUGGCCGCAUCACGAGACGUCAAAGACGAGAGUGGUAGCUAUUUCAGUGACUGUCGUAAAACCAAACCAUCUCUACUGUCACAAGACGCUGAAAUAGCGAAGAGACUUUGGACAGAAUCUGAAAAGCUAGUAAAAUUCUCUCUAAAUGACAAAUAAUAUUGAAUAUUGGAUAGUUUUAAUAAAUUUAUGGUUUUUAAAAUUUUGUUUUUAUUCUAUAUCGUGGAGUGACAUUCACGAUUUAUAUUAAUAUAUAUUGUCUAUGACUAUGAAUACUGACAUUAUAGGGCAAAACUUCUAUUUUUUUUAAUUUAAUGUAACCGUGGUCGUUGGUUUUAUUACAACUAUUUAAAUAAUAUCUCAUGUUGUGUGUGAAAAAAAUUGAAUUUAUUUUUAUUGGUAAAAUGGUACAAAAGUACGUAGGUUAAGAAAUGUUACCAAAUCUGAUACUAAAAAAUAUUAUUAAUAUUAAUACUAAGACUAUCACUGAUUUUAGUAUAUUCAUAAAACUCAUGGUCAGCAAUAAUUUUAGUUGCGCCUACUCUAAAAAUUAUAGCAAAAUUAGAUUCUGCCCGUAGUUUAUUAUCGUGCUCAUGCUCUAACAUCACACACGUUAAACAGACAAAGAAAUUUUUUCAAACAAGACAACUGACAUAUGUCAAAAUAACAUGACAAUUUACGAAUCAGGUCGCUACGCUAACUAGAGCCCACUCUAACUUCCAAUAUACCCACACUCUGCGACAUCGCGGGGCACCAAUAUCGACGCUACUUUUUGUAUCGAAGAAGUCCAUGGGUCCGCCGAUCGAACUUUUCUUUCUUUGUGCGCUAUCAGAUCGUACGGUAAUAUGGAAAAAAUAUUUUAGAAUCAAACAUUUAAUGACGUCUCAGUUAAAGAAUCACAUAAUAUGUGAUACUAUACCAUACUAAUGGUUCAUAAAGUAUUUUGUCAAAAUUUCUUUCAUUAUUACUACAAUAAUAAACUAUAGAGAACUA
This is a messenger RNA of Pieris napi, 2050 nucleotides long. Its product is annotated as retinol dehydrogenase 14-like. The transcript has a single exon. The record is from RefSeq and is a predicted model, not a curated record. Gene Ontology annotation, molecular function: oxidoreductase activity. NCBI's taxonomy places the organism in Eukaryota, Metazoa, Arthropoda, Insecta, Lepidoptera, Pieridae. Bases 251 to 1216 code for a protein of 321 amino acids.